Messenger RNA from Electrophorus electricus (electric eel), 1059 nucleotides. The record is from RefSeq and is a predicted model, not a curated record. Lineage: Eukaryota; Metazoa; Chordata; Actinopteri; Gymnotiformes; Gymnotidae.
AUGGAGGAGGAUAACAAAUAUGAAAACCUUGAGAGCAUCUAUACAAACAUAGACAACUACAAUAACCUGCCAAGAGUGCAAGAGAGAUCCUGCCUGGACACUGAAGUACAGAAACGAGGCUGUGAGGCUGCAUCUGAGGGGAGGCAGGCAUGCUCUGGAAAACCAGCUGCAGUGUGUUUGGGGCUGCUGUGUGUUCUCCUGCUGGCUGUUAUCAUCGGCCUGUGGAUAAAACACGAUGCAGGCAGAGACCAGUUACAGAGUAGCUAUGACAACAUGACUAAGGAGAGAGACCAGUUACAGAGUAGCUAUGACAACAUGACCAAGGAGAGAGACCAGUUACUGGACAUUAACAAUAAUUUGACUUUAGAGAGAGACCAAUUACAGAGCAGUUAUGAUGACCUCACUAUGGAAAGAGAUGCAUUUCAGCAAAAACUGGAACUACUCACAGGUGAAAGGAACCAGUUACAGAGAGACUAUGACAACAUGACUAAGGAGAGAGACCAGUUACAGAGUAGCUAUGACAACAUGACUAAGGAAAGAGACCAGUUACAGAGUAGCUAUGACAACAUGACUAAGGAGAGAGACCAGUUACUGGACAUUAACAAUAAUUUGACUUUAGAGAGAGACCAAUUACAGAGCAGUUAUGAUAACCUCACUAUGGAAAGAGAUGCAAUUCAGCAAAAACUGGAGAUGUGUUUUAAAGGUUGGAGGAAAUUUGGAAGCAGCUAUUACUACUUUUCUAAUGGGAGAAAGAACUGGGCUGAGAGCAGGCAGUACUGUAGAGAGAUGGGAGCAGAUCUGCUGAUCAUAAACAGCAGAGAGGAACAGGAGUUCAUAAAGGAGGUAAACAUAGAUGCCUGGAUUGGUCUCAGUGAUGCACAAACAGAGGGGAUCUGGAAGUGGGUGGAUGGGUCACCACUAACCACUGUAUACUGGAGCACAGGGGAACCCAAUGGUGCUCACAAAGAUGAAGACUGUGCUGUCAAUGAAGUUGUCUCUCUGAGUACGUGGAAUGACAUCCCCUGCUCAUCCGAGGCAGGCUGGAUCUGUGAACUAUAG